AUGGACCGCUACAAAGGAAAGGUGCUGCUGAUCAUCAACGUGGCCUCGGCCUGUGGCUUCACGCCACAGUACACCGAGAUGACCGAGCUGUACAACAAGUAUGCCGCCAAGGGCCUGGAGGUGCUGGCCUUCCCCUGCAACCAGUUUGGCAGCCAGGAGCCGGGCAGCAACAGCGAGAUCAAGUCCUUUGCUGAACGCAAGGGCUUCAAGGGCCCGAUGUUUGCAAAAACAGACGUCAACGGCAGCGAGGCCGAGCCGCUUUUCACAUACCUCAAGAAUCAGCAGGGCGGGCUGCUGACCAGUGACAUCAAGUGGAACUUCACCAAGUUCCUGGUGGACCGUAGCGGCAAUGUGGUGAAGCGCUAUGGCAGCACCACGACCCCCAUGGCCAUCGAGGCGGACAUCAAGGCCCUGCUCUGA
Chlorella variabilis is the source of this 420-nucleotide messenger RNA. RefSeq lists its product as hypothetical. The transcript is spliced from 5 exons. The coding region runs from base 1 to 420 and encodes 139 amino acids. NCBI's taxonomy places the organism in Eukaryota, Viridiplantae, Chlorophyta, Trebouxiophyceae, Chlorellales, Chlorellaceae. The record is from RefSeq and is a predicted model, not a curated record. Gene Ontology annotation, biological process: response to oxidative stress. Gene Ontology annotation, molecular function: glutathione peroxidase activity.